This is a messenger RNA of Cylindrotheca closterium, 2502 nucleotides long. The record is from the annotation of a GenBank genome assembly. NCBI's taxonomy places the organism in Eukaryota, Bacillariophyta, Bacillariophyceae, Bacillariales, Bacillariaceae.
AUGCCCAAAGGAAAAUCAGUGCCGACCAGAGGAAUCAUUGACCAGAGAAGCGACAAUUGGGAUAUCAGCUAUGACAUUCCAUCUACUACCAAUGAAGAAGAGAGCGAUGGGUUCUAUAGAAGAGUAUUAAUACCUCCUGCUGGCACACCAUUGCGAACAUACCUUGACGAGGCAAAGGCACAUAUAGAGAAAAAUGAGUUCUGGAGAAGACGCCAGUACUACCAUGGGAAUUUCAAUUCUCCCUUGGCGUCUGGCCUUGGAGCAAAACCAGCUCCAGACAAGUUCUAUUUGCCAGACAUGAUUCGAAUCUGGUGUCCAAGGGACCAGUUCCACAGCAUAAAGUUCCAGUACACUUGUACCAGCUGCCAAUGCUGCUCAAUCAUCCAAAAAGAACCAACUUGGAGGCCAGCUUUUGAACAAAAUGAGAUCCGCUGGGUCUAUUGCCACCGCUUGGAAUGCAAGAACGAUGGUUGUAAAGGGGGCACUUUCAAUUCAACCGACCCUUCAUUCCUUGGUAUGCUUCCCACUUGUAUUGCAGACAGCUUUGAAUUCAUCUUUCCCCCUCAAGGACCUGGAGUUUCAAGAUUCAUGCUUCGUCGUUUGUCACUGCAAAUAGACAAUCAUGUGCUAUUUGGAGCAUGGGUUCGUGAGGUGAAUGAUAUGAUGUGGGAACGGUACUUUCAAAAGUCCAAUCAAUACCUUGAAUUGCUGAACGAUUGGCUUGAGAAAUGGCCUUCUGUCUCAAGCUAUGAUGGCAGACCUCCACUGCACUGUACCAGCUACGAUGGCAGACCAAUAAUCCCAUACACAGCAUUUGGAGAGGCUGGUCACCACAAUGGAAUUAUGAUGACUGAAAACCUCGCCAAAACACUCUUUCGGCUUGCGGAAGGCGGGAAAAGAUUGCAAUACAACCAGAAUUUGUUUGCAGCAUGGCAGGAUGAAGGCUUGAGAGCUGACGACACUUUCAAGAUUUGCAAGAAAGUCCAUGUGACAACAUCAGGAAAGAAGAGAGUGAAACCAUUUGCUGGCCUACUAACUCUUUUGUCUCAAAAAGGAAAGAUAGUGGCUGCUGUGUUCAAGUCCAGCAUGUCACAUGACACAAACACUUGCAUUCUUCAAGAGGUAAAGAAAGCGAGAGACCAUGUUGGUGCUCCCCCUCUGAGGCUCCUCCAAACUGACAAUCCUGUAGGGGAACAAGCUCCUUACUACACCAUAUUGGCCAUUGUUAUUCACCUACACAAGAUUGCAAAAAGAGACUUUCCAAAUUCUCUGAAGAGGCUCCUGGAGCAGCACAAUAUGAUCCCCACUGGACGUCUGAUCGGCGGUGAUUGCAAGAAGCUGGAGGACCAACUUGGAGUUCUGAUCCAGAGAAGGAUGGAGCUGUACAACUUGUGUAGAACUGAUAGGGACAUUGAACGAUAUGGACUGAAAGACUUGAUGGAAGAGUAUCUUCUAUGCACAUAUCCAAUGAACAAGUCUGAUGCGCAGUCAUCAAGCUAUGCAAAGGCUAAACUAUCACCUACGGAUGUGCAAUACUGCGCUCUGGAUGCAGUUGUCUCAUUAUGGGUUUGUCACAGGGCAUUGGCUUUGUUAGCACAAGGAGGCCAACUUGUUGAUCCACAUCCAACUUUGCAAGUAGGGAAACGCUGCAUCGUAACACACAACACAAAGGACAUUGCUGCUGGUACUCUUCGGUUUGUUGGAACCAGAGGAGAGCAGAGAUCAUGGAACAGCAAAACAUUAGGUAGGGCGGAUUGCGUGGUUGCUAUUGAAAGUCUGAUUGAUGAAGCGUUUGAACCAAAAAGAAGGCAUUCAUCCUGGCCACAAACGGCAAAGACACUAGGAGAGCUGAAGAGAAGUCUUCAUACUUUUGAACUGGCAGUGAAAGUUAAUCAAAUCAAGAUCCUUUUGGAUGACUAUCAACCAUCUUGCACACCAGCCAUGGUAGGCGAUGCUACUGUCCAACCUUUCCAAGUCAACAAGAGCUAUCUUGAUGGGUUACUACAGGAACACCAGGCCAGCAACAACAGUACACCAAUGAUGCCAAUGCAGGAAACGGACAGUGUUGAUAUCAUUGGCCAGGAGGAUGGCACUGAGGACAGGGCUGCUGCUGGCCUUGAAGCAGAGAUCCACAAGGAUAGUGAGACUGGUUUGCUUUUGACAAAGUCAGUGAGGGAUCUUUUUCACCAAUUUCACAACAUACCACUGUCGGAGAAAGCCGAUGAAGCUGCACAUGUCUGCCAGUUCCUCCUUGCUGCAACUUGGAUCAACGAUGAGGACGAUUAUGCAAAUGUUGCUGAGGUGGUCCUUAGCAAAGGUGAAACGGAUCUUGCUUCCCACGAGUUCUUCCAUAGGGAGUAUUGGCGAAAACGAGUCAGACGAAACACCCCACUCCCAAAGGAUCAUGCUAAGAACAUUCGAGCUGUGCAAUAUGAAAUAUGGACCAACAGGGUCUAUCUAAAGAUCUCGUUUACCUGUCAAGGAAGCUUGGGGUUGAAAUAG